Molecule: messenger RNA, 2389 nt
Organism: Zingiber officinale
Lineage: Eukaryota; Viridiplantae; Streptophyta; Magnoliopsida; Zingiberales; Zingiberaceae
Exons: 3
Coding region: 107-1366 (419 amino acids)
Source: RefSeq, a predicted model, not a curated record
AGUUGUAGCCGCUCCUUCGCCGCCGCCGCUGCUUCUUCUUCUUCUUCCUCUGAUUUUAUUAAUUCCCCCCGCAAAAUUUUAACUAAUUACAGUGGAGUCCUCGUAGAUGGAAAAGAAGCAAGGAUUCUUCACGGCGAUGAGGGAGGAGUUGGCGAAGGCGUGGAGGUGCGUGUCGUCGGAUCUCUCUCGGCGGCCACUUCCUCCAAUGGCGGAGCACCUCCUCCUCCUCUCGCGGCGGUGGAAGCGUCUCGGGGCUGUGGAGGAUCCGGCGCUUCUGAGGUUGGGCGGCCUGGCGCCGCUGAUGGAGGGGCCGGAUACCGGGGAGGAGGCAGAGUGGGACAGCGCGCGGAAGGAAUGUGGGUGGGGGCAGUGGGCGUGGGUCCGACUGCCAUGGCCACCUUCUGGAUCCGGCUCCGGCCGCCGGUCGGAUCUACUGCUCAUGCUCGGAGUCAUUGCGUCGCCUCUCGGCCCCGUCCAUGUUUCCUACGCCGAGAUGCCUCCUCACCUUGGCAUCAAGGAUACCCCAAUUGAAACCUCUUCGGCACAGUACAUAUUGCAGCAGUACACAGCUGCAUCAGGAGGUUUCAAGUUGUUGAGCUCGAUCAAGAAUUCUUAUGUGAUGGGGAAGGUGAGGAUGGUAGCAACUGAGUUAGAGACAGCUACCCGAGUCAUCAGGUAUAGGAAUUCUUCUAGAGAUGCUGUAUCUGGUGGCUUUGUGCUAUGGCAGAUGGUGCCUGAAAUGUGGUACAUGGAGCUCUCUGUCAGCGGCAGUAAGAUUCAUGCCGGUUGCAAUGGCAAACUCGUUUGGCACCACUCGCCAUGGGUCGGUGCCCAUGCAGCCAAGGGCCCUGUUCGACCACUACGUCGAGCUCUUCAGGGUCUUGAUCCAUUGACCACAGCAACCAUGUUCACCAAUGCGUUAUGCAUUGGGGAGAAGAAUGUUAAUGGGGAAGAUUGCUUCAUCCUCAAGCUAUGUGCAGAUCCACAAACUCUCAAGGUAAAGAGUGAAGGACAUGUUGAAGUUAUUAGACAUGUCUUAUUUGGUUACUUCAGUCAGAGAUCUGGGCUUCUCAUCCAUAUGGAGGAUUCACGUCUCACUCGAAUCCAUGCAAAUAUUGGUGGCGAUUCUGUGUAUUGGGAAACUUCAAUCAACUCCUCCAUCAAUGAUUACCGGCCAGUUGAGGGGAUUAUGAUUGCUCACUCUGGUCAUUCAGUCAUUACCCUUUUCCAGUUUGGGGAAGUAGCCUUGAGUCACACCAAAACCAGAAUAGAGGAGGCUUGGACUGUUGAUGAGGUGGCCUUUAAUGUCCCUGGGCUUUCUGUGGAUUGUUUCAUACCUCCAGCUGAUAAUAAGUUUGGGUCUUAGUGAAGCUUGCGAUCUGCCCCAAGGAGAUGAGGGGGAAAAAACAUAAUGGUUGGUACUUGGUUGGACUAAGGUUGCUGCCCUAGAGAGGUCACUCAAUGAUGAAACAUCAUGUGGAGGGUGGAAGUUUAAUUCUAGUGGCAUUUGAUCUAUUUAGUUCUUCGUAACAGAGGAUGACCAUGAUGCUCUCUAAUAUGGAAGAAUAGAGUUUAGCACUCUUAAAUUUGACAGCAUACACCUCCAGUUCUAGAGAACAUUGGCUUUUGAGCAUUAUGCUUUUUAGUUUUCUCAUUGGCUGUUUUGCUUGUCUAUUACCAAGGAAGUUGUCAAGGUGUAUGUAUAUGAAAGUGUGGGCAUGGAUUUUACCUAAUCUACUUCAUCCAUCUGAUAUUUAUGCUUUGAUAUUCACAUCGAUCUCAGGCUUUAGUCAUCAUGAAUGCUUUGAUAUUUAUGCUCUUCUUUUGCUUAUGGCAUAUGACACCAACUUUGUGGAGUGAUGGAGCUCUGGGUCCUGGUUCAUGCUGGAGUUAAGGUAAUAAAUUUGACAGCAUAUCUUGGUGAAAUUAAUUUAUUUCUAUUAAUGCUGCUUUGGCAGAAGAAAGCAGUGGUAGAUAGCUUGGGCCUCACUGACUCCACUCAGCAGCAACAAAUGUGCAAUUAUCAUUACCAGAAUAAAUUGAUUUGGAAGCCCCAUGUGAUAGUUUCAGCCGUUGAGCAACAAGUGUCCCAUCUAUCAGAAUUUUUAACUUGCUCAUGAUUGCAUCGCCAUCAAGCUAUUCUCUUCGCUGAGCACUCUUAUCUUCUCCCUCAUGGGCCAGUGUGUGCUCCUGAUGGGAAGUGUGCCAUGUGGAUCACAUGAUUCAAAGAGGCCAGUGUGUACUUGUGACUAAUCAAUACAUUUUAAUAUCUUCCAAGGACAAGUAAGUAGAUGCAAAACAUUUAGGAACAGUAAUUGUACUCUGCUGUAAUUAUUAUGGUUAUAAACUUGAAUUUUAGGAGUUGAAUUUAGGUUUAAUGCUGGUUUAA